AUGACCGCCCUCGUGUACGGAUUGGAGCGCCACAUCGCAGGUCCGUCGCGGUUUUCCGGUGGUGUGACUGGUGGUUUCCAAAUUCCCGAUGUUGUGGCUCGGGGGUUUGGGGUGCUGGGGGAACCCUGGGUACCUGAGUGGUAUCGGAAGCGGGAUGCCAGGAAAUGCGAUAACGAACGUGCUCGUCACUCGUGUGAUUGCUCCGCGGAGAACGGGGAGAACACGACGCUACUGAUGUACUCGAGUACAUACGACUAUUGGAACACUAGGAUUUCAAGGUAG
Coprinopsis cinerea okayama7#130 is the source of this 282-nucleotide messenger RNA. RefSeq lists its product as hypothetical. Bases 1 to 282 code for a protein of 93 amino acids. Lineage: Eukaryota; Fungi; Basidiomycota; Agaricomycetes; Agaricales; Psathyrellaceae. The transcript has 2 exons. The record is from RefSeq and is a predicted model, not a curated record.